UCAAUCUGCACUUAAUUAUCAUAUUUUUGUUUUACCGUUUUACAUAAUAUUUUAUCAAUGGUCACGCCAUCACUGAGAGCAGACGUUACCACGAUAUAUUCUAAUGUAAAUUUGAAAUAUACAGUGUUGUGAUGUAGGCUCAUAAAUAAAUAAUAGAUUUUAAUGUUUAUGUUGUUAGGUAGAUUUUUGUUAGGGAUGUGAAGUUCAAAAGUGCAUGCAAUAAAAUGUCAAAACCUAAUGAAAGGUUUUCUCCAUUUGCUAAACAAUGUUUUGUGACAACAGGAGUAUGCUCCAACGUCAUCGGAAUUGGCUGCAUCGUUGGGUUUCCAGGAGUUCUUCUGCCACAGCUGCAUGUGCCAGGGUCGGCCAUCAAACCUAGCAAGGAGAUGGAGUCAUGGAUAGCCUCGGUGCUGGCGAUCUCAAUGUUCUUCGGAAACUUCAUGACGCCACCGAUCAUGGACCGUUUGGGGCGCAGGAUAGCCCACUUCAGUGUCACCCUGCCUAUCCUGACAGGCUGGCUGGCUACCAUCUUUGCCACCAACUCAGAGGCGCUGCUAGCUGGGCGGAUCCUGCAAGGCAUCGGCCUUGGCAUGAUGCAGCCGCUGCGCUGCGCGCUGCUCGGCGAGUACGCCAGCCCGCGCCACCGCGGCGGCUUCCUCGCCACCAUCGCCCUCGCCCAGGGCUUCGGCAUCCUCCUCGUCCACACCCUCGGCUCCUACCUCUCCUUCCAACACACCGCCGCCAUCAGCCUCUCCUUCUCUCUCAUCAGCCUCGUCAUCACCACCUACUCCCCAGAGUCACCCAGCUGGCUCGCUACCGUCGGACAGUACGACAAGUGCAGAGAAGUCUUCCUAUGGCUCAGGGGAAAGGAUGAAACUCCAGAACUUGAAAAGAUGAUCGAAGCUAGCAAGCAAAGAACAAACGACAAGAAACGCUUUAAAGACGUCCUAAACGUAGCGCAAAAGAAGGAAUUCUACAAGCCUGUCUUUCUCAUGUUCGCUGUUUAUAUCAUGAUGAACUUCUCAGGACCCAUUUUAUUUGCGACCUAUUCCACUGUGGUUCUCCAAUUAUUGAUGGGUCCGGAAAUAGAUGCGCCUUUUUGGAUGGUGGCGUUUGAUGUGCAGAGGUUAAUCUUCAACACAGGCGCUGUGUAUGUGAUAAACAGAACUAGUAGGAGAACGAUGAUGUUUGCUACGGGAGCUCUUUGUGCUGGGUCGCAUCUCGCACAGUCUGGCUAUAUCUUUGCUAAAUCAAAUCAGUAUCUUCCAUUCGAUUCUCUUUGGAUCCCUGGGAUACUUGUGAGUCUUCAGGUAUUAUCUUUUGCUGUAGGCAUGAUUCCGCUACCAAACGUAAUAGCGGGAGAAGUGUACCCUUUGCAAUACCGGAGUCUAGCCGGCUGCGUGAGUGUAGUAGCAUCAUCUGCAUCGAUAUUCCUAGUUCUCAAGACGUUCCCUGCUCUGAUAUUCAGCGUGGGACUACAAGGGGUGUACUUGUUGCACUCUGGGGUAAUCUCGGCCGGUCUGGUGGUGGUGUGGUUCUUGCUGCCGGAGACGAAAGGCAAAACGUUGCAGGAGAUAGAAGAAUGCUUUAGAGGAAAACCUUUCGAGCUUGAAGGUGGUAAAGAAUUAGAGACGCUUAAUAGAACUGAAGAGGAAAAGAUGCUUGAUAAAUGCUGAUUACAAGCUAAAGAAUUCAUAAGAGAACUGCAUGACUGAUAAGUUUGCCUUACAGUCUGACGCCUGAAAAAAGAGAGAAAGCGCACGUCGUGUCACCACUUACCAGAAAAUCUCCAUGAGGCUCUAAUAUCCAUCUAUAGAAUUUUAAACCACUUCGGCGGUGUGUUGAACUGUUGAGAACAAAAUUAAGAAAAGUGGCAACGAAAUAGCAUAUUGAUCCUAUCACCUUCUUCCCGAGGUUUAAACUAGUAAUGACAGUAUACGUAAUAAUAAUAAUAAUACUACACGCGUUGCCUCUACAAGGAGCUAUCUAAGCGCCUUACAGACGCUUCUGGUGACCAGAGGGCUGACCAGUACUUUGCUCAGCGGAUCAGCAUUGCUACCCAGCGGGGCAACGCGGCCAGCCUUCUGGGCACCUUACCCAACGAGCAAGACCUGGGCCAAAUUUUCUAUUUAUACGUUUUAAUGUACAGCCUCCGCCACACAUAAAGCGUUUUGAUAGCGUAGCGUCAGCGGAGCUCAAUGAUAGCGGUGCGCCAGUGGAACGCUGGCGUUCCGCUCGCAAUCCGCGCGCAUUCCGCUCGCAAUCCGCGC
Messenger RNA from Leguminivora glycinivorella, 2270 nucleotides. Its product is annotated as facilitated trehalose transporter Tret1-like. The record is from RefSeq and is a predicted model, not a curated record. Bases 225 to 1676 code for a protein of 483 amino acids. Gene Ontology annotation, molecular function: transmembrane transporter activity. Gene Ontology annotation, biological process: transmembrane transport. The transcript is spliced from 4 exons. Lineage: Eukaryota; Metazoa; Arthropoda; Insecta; Lepidoptera; Tortricidae. Gene Ontology annotation, cellular component: membrane.